AUGUAUUUGGGAGUAUUACUUUAUACUUUGGUGUAUUCUGUGAGUUGUGCAGUUUCAGAUACGGAUGACCAAUUUUUGGUGGAAAUCCCAAAUAUACACAGUACACAGGAGAUAUAUGGAAGCUUUGUAAAUGAGCCCAAACCGAAAAACUUGACAGAAGUUGGAGGAAAACUUUUGACAGCGGCGGUGAAAAAUCACAAGAACCAAAAAACAAUUGAUGGAAAGUGCGCACAGGAUUUCUCUCGCAACUGUCCAGGUAUGAUGUGUGAAAUUGACAAGUACUGUAAAGCUCCAGAAUCUUACAACGGUGACUGUAAAACCUUGGUAUCUUUUGAAACACUAACCCCGGAGGAGAAGAUUAAUUGGUCAACUUCGUGCAACGCACCGUGGCCAUGCAAGAUAGACGAAGAAGAUCCGAAAUUUGGUUGUGACGAUUCUAAAAGAAAUUAUCUGCAGCCAUGUCCAGAACUGUUUUUGAAGCAGAAAUCAGAGACCUCUGGAAAGUAUUUUUGCGUUCCGGAUCCCUCCACUUAUACUGGCCCAUGUGAUUCUUUUAUGGAUUUUACGGAGUUUUCGCGAGAGUCUAAGCAACUAUGGGCAAAAUCAUGUGGCACAAAUUGGCCAUGUUUUACAAAAUGCUUGUUUGUAUUUGAAGAUUGUCCUAUGGACUGGGUUAAAGCUGAGGACGGUUCUUGCAAAUCACCUUCAUCAUAUACUGGAGAAUGUGAACAUACUGUCUUCUUUACUCACUAUACUCAAAAAAUGAAGGUUAAUCACCUAGUUUCCUGUGAGAUCCCCUUUGAGUGCUCUAGCGAAUGCACAAGGGAUUAUGAUGCAUGUCCAGUUGAUUGGACCAUCCAGGGUAAUGGAUUAUGUGUUUCUCCAAGUGAUGUGGAUCCUUGUACUGAUGUAUAUAAGGAGAUUGUAGCGUUGGUGGAAAAUAUACCGAAUGCUAUAAAUAUUAAAAAAAUGACACGUGACAUGAAAGUAUUGUUUGAAUCUAGAUGUUCAACUGCAAACUGGCCGUGUUUAACACGAGAUGAAUAUAAUUGGGAUCUUCCAUGUCCACAGGGGUGGACUGUAUCCAAAGAGGGAAAAUGCAUUCCUCCAGAGUUGGAUGAUGACGAUAUUUGUAAGAGCUCACGUGUAUUUAUCGAUGAAGAAGAGAAACGUAAAUUUGCAUCACAUUGUCGUUUAAACUGGCCAAGUAUCCAUGAAGAAAAGAGGGAGAUUGUAAAGCAUGAAAGCAAAGUGUCAAAAAUUAGUGGACCUAUAAUUUACGGUACCGGAAACGUCUACAAGACAAAAAAUACAAACCAAGGGGACGAAUUAAAGGAACCAAAGGAUGUAGAAUACAAAUCGCAUGUAAAGAGAAUAAAGAGAAAAUACAAGGCACUUGACUUGUAG
Molecule: messenger RNA, 1407 nt
Organism: Theileria equi strain WA
Lineage: Eukaryota; Apicomplexa; Aconoidasida; Piroplasmida; Theileriidae
Exons: 6
Coding region: 1-1407 (468 amino acids)
Source: RefSeq, a predicted model, not a curated record